ACGAGGUAGCAGAAAACAUGGUAGGAUUUAAACCGUCAGAUGUUCCUCCUCCACUCGGGGUGAAGAUGGCGAGUGCUGGAGCAGCAGCCUGUAUAGCUGACAUCGUCACAUUUCCUCUGGACACAGCCAAAGUCAGACUACAGAUUCAGGGAGAGAAGAAGGCAGUUCAAGGCAUCCGCUACAGAGGGGUGUUUGGGACGAUCAGCACCAUGAUCCGAACAGAAGGACCCAAGUCUCUGUAUAACGGGCUGGUGGCUGGUCUGCAGAGACAAGUGUGCUUUGCCUCUGUCAGAAUCGGCCUCUAUGACAACGUCAAAAACUUCUACACAGGUGGAAAAGACAAUCCAGGUGUACUUAUACGUAUCCUAGCUGGCUGCACCACAGGUGCCAUGGCAGUGUCUUUUGCACAACCCACUGAUGUUGUCAAGGUUCGAUUCCAGGCCCAGAUGAACCUGGAUGGAGUGGCUCGUCGCUACAAUGGCACCAUGCAGGCUUACAAACAUAUCUUCCAGAACGAGGGCUUACGUGGGCUCUGGAAAGGCACAUUACCCAACAUCACAAGAAACGCACUGGUCAACUGUACAGAGCUGGUUACAUACGACCUGAUCAAGGAGGCCAUCCUUAAACAUAACCUCAUGUCAGACAAUCUACCGUGCCAUUUUGUAUCUGCGUUUGGUGCCGGCUUUGUUACCACAGUGAUUGCUUCCCCAGUGGAUGUGGUGAAAACCAGAUACAUGAACUCACCACCAGGUCAGUACAAGAGCGCCAUCAACUGUGCCUGGACAAUGCUAACUAAAGAGGGGCCAACUGCUUUCUACAAAGGAUUCGUGCCCUCGUUUCUGAGGUUAGGAUCAUGGAACAUUGUUAUGUUUGUCUCAUUUGAGCAAAUCAAGAGGGCCAUGAUGGUCACCAAGAAGAGGAUUGAGGCCACAAAUUGAGAUUCCUGUUUCAAAGUUUGA
Monopterus albus (swamp eel) is the source of this 959-nucleotide messenger RNA. RefSeq names its product uncoupling protein 1 (gene ucp1). NCBI's taxonomy places the organism in Eukaryota, Metazoa, Chordata, Actinopteri, Synbranchiformes, Synbranchidae. Gene Ontology annotation, biological process: transmembrane transport. The transcript has 6 exons. The record is from RefSeq and is a predicted model, not a curated record.